CGAAAGCGUGUGGGACGACCUCAUGCAAGCAUCGUGGAUAGCGGCACGAUGACAGACCCACACAAGCCCCGUCCCAAGGUAACCUCGCAUAUAUCCAGCACGCCGAGCCACUCGCCCAGCACGACGUACAGAGCAUCCGUCCGCGCCAAGGUCACGCCAAGCGCCAUCACCGCCUCCCAGACAACCCCUGGCGCCAGUUCGAGACCGUCGCUGAAAACCACAUCCUCCUCCUCGUCCCUCCGCUCGCACGUCUCCGCCUCCUCCGCCAACACCCCAAGGGCUGGUGCAAGGUCCCCGCUGCCCAGAACGCCCUCGACGCCGGCAUCGGUACCUCAGGCGAGGGUGACAAAACCCUUUCAGCCGCAGCGCUCGCCACUGACCCCGGGGUUUGCGCCUAAUUCGGGUAAUCCCUCUUCUUCUAGCUCGGCAUCUGCACUGGGUGUGGCCUCGGGAACACCGGUGGCUGUACCGAGAGUGAGAACUGCAAGGUCAGCUUUGGGUGUCUCGACCGUAUCGGGCGUGUCGAACUCGAGUGCAAGUAAGGGUAAGAAUAAUACUGAGAACGGUAAUGGCAGUGCUAGUGGCAGUGGGUAUGAUGGGAGCAACGGGUAUGGCCAGACACCAGCGGCUCCAGUUGUUGGUACGAGCACGACGAAUGCGAGUAUGUACAGUACAAGGACGAGGACGGAUUCGUUGAAGAGCACGUCCUCUGUUGGCGAUCGAGCACCUCGAGUGAGGGUAAAGCUGCAGCCUCAACCUCAGUCCCAAGCUCAAACUUGGCUACACCCCAAAUCCAGUUCCCAAUUCACUUCACCACCCUCAACCUCCUCACCUUCGCCCACUCCGCAAGCCCAAACCCAAAACCAGAACCAGAACCGAAGCACACACUUGCCCCCGCAUGUACCAUACCAUCUCUUAACCAACCCGACAGCUUCGGCACCCACUUCGCCUACCCCCUUCACCCAGCCUCAGAGUCCCGACAUACAACCCACAAGUCAAGGUCCCCACCCGCCUUCACCUCUAUCCUCCACCUCGGCCAUGACCACCUCUUUUACAGCGACAACGAUGACGACGAAAAGAAGGACGUCAAAACCGCGUUUACCACCCAUGAUCCUCCACCCUUCCGAGCGUCAGCAAGCGCUUAAAGAAGGGCGGAAAGUCGUCGGCUGGCUGGGGAUGGGCGGCGUGGGAAGGGGGAUGAGGAUGAUGCCAGGUUCGCCAGAGAGGAAGACUGUGGAGUUACCGGAUUUGACGCCUGCUGCGCCUGGUACGCCCGGUUUGGAGGAGAAGGGGGAAGAAGAGUGGGAGGGUGAGAAUGGGCUUUAUGCGGAUGAGCGGGGUGAACAGGGAGACCUGGGUCGGGAGGAAUAUCAGUCCCUUUAUGAGAAUGGCAACGAGAACGACAACGACAAUGACGACAAACAUGGAUGUGAGUAUAAGCACAGGUAUGAGUACGAUUACGUCAAGGAUAACGAGAACGGAGAGAGAUAUUCAAUCGAGAAUAGGAAUGGGAAGAGGAAUGCGGAACAAGUGGAAGUGACGAGUGUUUUGCCUAUUGUAGGAGAUCGACAAGAUUCAAGCAAAGGAGGAGAAGAAGGAGAAGCGAAACGGAAAUGUGUCGGGGAAAACGGGGUCGAGGCGGAGGCGGAGGCAGGAGCAGGGACGGAGAUAGGAGGAGAACAAGAACAAGAAGUAGAUGAUAUGUUGGUUACGGAUGCAGUUGAGGCCAAGAUCAAUCGCAAGCAGGUAGCGGAUCUCGAAAUAUCCAACGCCAGUCUCUUAGCAAUCAACAAAUCCCUCGAAGCUACCAAAUCCAAACAACGCGCAGAGAUUGGGAAGCUCCGAAGACGGUUACGCGAGACGCUUGCUUUCCCCCAUCUCGGAUCUGAAGCUCCCGGUGGUUCUAGCUCCGGCUUGGACUUUGGUUUAGGUUUGGGCGUAGGCGCGUCGAGUCUGGAAGAAGAAGCCGAUCCCGAAUCCGAACAUGAUCUCAGCCUCUUUCUUCUCCACGAGGCAGAGAUGGCAGAUCCUCAGCUCGAUGCUAGGUGGUCCAAGAUGGAAGAUUUGGUGGUGGGUAUGAAGAAGGCUGCAGAAGAAGCAUUACGGAGAGGGGAAGAGGAAGGGUCGAGAGAAGGGAGGGGGAGGGUGUUGGGGUGGGCGGAGAUGGAGGAGAUGGAAGAGGUGGAAGAAGGGGAUGUUAGUUUUACGUCGGAGGGGGCAGGAGAGAGGUCAGAGGAAGAAGGAACUGUCUCGUGAGAAGAAGUGUCAAGAACGAAGAAGAGGAAGAGAAAGGUGUCUCCAUGGGAUUUACGUAUAGAAGACGGGCAAUAGAUGGAUGGUUAGAGAUGGAACCAGCGAAAGAAUAUUCGUGUUGUAUGUGCAUAAUGGGUCAUUAUACAAUUGAGUGUAGUAUAGAGUAGAAUCAAACACCGCUGUGGCUUUUUUAGUAAAGUAUAGAAAUAAAAAUGAAGUGUUUGUCAUCCC
Cryptococcus deneoformans JEC21 is the source of this 2484-nucleotide messenger RNA. RefSeq lists its product as hypothetical. The record is from RefSeq and is a predicted model, not a curated record. The transcript is spliced from 4 exons. The coding region runs from base 49 to 2256 and encodes 735 amino acids. NCBI's taxonomy places the organism in Eukaryota, Fungi, Basidiomycota, Tremellomycetes, Tremellales, Cryptococcaceae.